GAAAAGAACAAAUAUUCUUCAACCAAAAAUAAAUAACUUUCCAUGAAAUCAUCUUGAAUUUUGUAUUAUAAAUUAGUGAACCAUCUUUGAUUCACCUAGUAACUCAAAACAAACUUGUGGUGUAACGUUUCACAAAACAAGGAGAAAAAGAAAAGAAAAAUGAAGACCUCAGCUUUCUUCAUCGCUGUAUUGCUCAUUCUAUCAUGCUCAUCAUCAAUGAUAAUGGGAGUUAGCUAUCAUGAGAACCGUUGCCAUGACUGGGUAGAUUGUGCUAUAUGGUGCAAACAAUGGGUUCCUCAACCAAAAUGUAUUAACCGUGUUUGCGAUUGUAAGCCAAAAUCUCUUCCGACCAACGACGAGAUUCCCAAAUCGGCUUCUUCCAGUUCGAAGAACUAAAAUAUGAUUAUGACUCUAUGUAUCCAUGAGAUAUAUUAUCUAGUUCAUCAAUAAAGUUAUAGUUCUUAUGUGAGUAUGCUAAUGAAUGAUAGAAACAGCGAUGACGUUGUGGUGAAUUUGUUCUUAUUUUCUUUUUGCUAAGUCGUUGGUAACUUGCGAGAAAAUUAAUUAUACUGACUAGAUGAGUACCCGCAUUACGUGCGGGUUUAUGUAUAACUAUUUACAAAUUGUUUUAUAUAAUGUCUGUUCAUAUAAAAUAAAGUUGAA
Molecule: messenger RNA, 663 nt
Organism: Arabidopsis thaliana (thale cress)
Lineage: Eukaryota; Viridiplantae; Streptophyta; Magnoliopsida; Brassicales; Brassicaceae
Product: Putative membrane lipoprotein
Exons: 2
Coding region: 160-396 (78 amino acids)
Cellular component (GO): extracellular region
Source: RefSeq, marked reviewed